AGCUUGACUGUCAGACGCCAUGGAGCGUGAGGACGCACUGUCCCGCAGGCGCAGUUUUGGUGCUGUGAAACUCGCGUGUUAAAUCUCUCCUGUCCCGCUCUUUGUUUUGGUCCUGAGUUUUCCCGGAGAACACAUAUUUGUGAAGAUGUCCGUGGAUGAGACGUCCGUGUUCCGCCCGUUCAAAGUGAUCGCGCUGCUGUGCGUGUUUCUGGCUCUGUGUCUGGACGUGGUGGCUCUGCUCAGUCCAGCUUGGGUCACGGCGGAGCACUUCUCCUUGUCCCUGUGGGAGUCCUGCACACUGUCCGAGGCUCGCAGCGUAGGACAGGAGCCGGAGUGGAGCUGCUUUUCCACGCUCACCUCUGACUGGCAGAUUGCCACUCUGGUGCUGCUUGUGGCAGGGGCAGUUGCGACUCUGGUGGCAUUUUCUGUGGCACUCAUCUCUCUUUGCCACGGGACGCACAGACGACACUAUCGGACGGUGGCUGUGUUCCUCUUCACGUCAGUGGUGCUGCAGGCCUGUGCUCUGGUGUUGUAUCCAAUCAAAUUCAUCGAUGGCACAGUUCUUCAGACUUACCAUGAGUUCAACUGGGGCUACGGUUUGGGCUGGGGGGCCACUAUCUUCAUGUUGGGUGGGGGCAUCCUCUUCUGCCUGCGUACCGACAUCUACGAAGAUGCCAUGUACUGAGUCUGUUCAAUGGCACCUGUGUGACAAAGGGUGUGCUUGAUUUCCUCACCCUUCACUCCCUGCAGUCUACAUGCAAGCACGCACCCAUCCCUCUGUCCUAUUUUUACACAGGGAAGAGGGUCUAAUUUAGGACAGGCCUGUGCAGACUUCUACCCCUUCCAGGGUUCAGUGAAUUCUGGGUAGGCACAGGGCACAGAAGCUGGAUGUUUCUUUUUCAAAUUGACCUGAAUCUCUAUUUUUAGAGAGACACAAACGUACAUAUCAGAGCUGAAUGAUGAACUUGCAAUUAUUUUUAUGUAUUUUGUUGAAAAAUUGUGAGGCGUGUUAUUAAUGUAUUUAUAUCUUUAUUUUUCUUCUUAUAGAAAAGUUGUUCUUGCUUGUGAUAUUAUCUAAGACUUCUGCUUUAGAAAUUGAAAUAAGCACACUGUAAUGUACAAUAUUGUAGGAGAAGUGACGUGUUAAUAGUUUAUGGACAAUGUAAACGUGUACAGAGUAUUUCUAUAUGAGAAAAUAAACUUGAGUAGUUUAGUUUUGA
Molecule: messenger RNA, 1220 nt
Organism: Periophthalmus magnuspinnatus
Lineage: Eukaryota; Metazoa; Chordata; Actinopteri; Gobiiformes; Gobiidae
Product: transmembrane protein 47-like
Exons: 3
Coding region: 146-685 (179 amino acids)
Biological process (GO): cell-cell adhesion
Cellular component (GO): cell-cell junction
Source: RefSeq, a predicted model, not a curated record